Molecule: messenger RNA, 1884 nt
Organism: Linnemannia hyalina
Lineage: Eukaryota; Fungi; Mortierellomycota; Mortierellomycetes; Mortierellales; Mortierellaceae
Source: the annotation of a GenBank genome assembly
AUGCCUUCCACUUCCCCUGCAUAUCCCUCCUCGUCCCUCUCCGCUCUACCAAUGGUUCAGCAGUACAAGACAAGAGGCGCCCACUCUCCCUCAAAUCAUGUCUCCCUCAAGACCUGGAUCCGCAACGCACCCUGGAGCCAAUACUUCAAGGACGGCUGUCGUCUGAUCGUCAAGUCACCCUUUAACUUUUUCGUCUUUUUCUGCUGUCUCUCUGUUGUUGUCUGGGGAGCAUUCUUGGUCCUUCUGAUGUUCGGUUGGGUCACGCUGAAGGACGACGCUACACAGAAACUCUGGAUCGAGAUUGCCUCCCAAGUCCUCAACGGCUUCUUUACGCUCGCCAACGUCCCCGUCCAUCCGAAACGAUUCAUUGGCUUUGUGCGAGGUGUCCGUGUCUGGAGAGAGGAUAAAGCCAUUCAUCAACAGUUUCUUGCUCGAUUCAGCACCGGGGAUGCAGGAAAUCAAAGACCGACAGCUGCUAUUGGAGGAUCCAAUCAAGAAGAGAAGUUGCUCGAGCGGCUGCAGUUUUAUCGAUGCUUUCCGGGCUAUGGUCGAGAGCGGACUGAGACUGGGACAGUCAUGGAACAUGAUAGCCUUGUACCACCACAGUUCGACUCCAACGCAGACAUGCGAUCCAGGACCUUGGACAGGGCAGAAACCAGAGUCGUUGUCUCGAGGUCACGAUCGAGAUCAAAGUCCAGGGCACGUACCUUUGAUUCUAUGAGGAGUUUGUCUGUUGAUCGAUCUCGAGUGUCUAGUAGUGAUCUAGUGGCGAGCCCUCUUCACCCCAUUGUCGCCGUGGACGGUCAGGAUUCCUCCGAUCAUACAGGAUCUUCAUCGCCCUCAACAGCAACUUCAGUUGUACCACCUGCGCCUUUGUCCCCAACUAUAAGGCUCCGUGUAGACAUUCCAGAGAAAGAGUUGAACGAGCUUCUAACAGAGGAGACGCAUCGAGUGGUUCAGUCUGUGGUCCUGCCAUUCCUCCCGUUUCCAUUGGAUAUGCAGUCGGAUGAUUCUUCCAAAGAUGCAGCAACUGUCAACAAUGAAACAGGACAGGACACCACGGAAUCUAUGAGCAGACUGGAAGAGGGGCAGGGUGCGAUGCCACUCAAGUCCCGGGUUAUCCAGCGGGGUGCCUCUUAUACCACGCUGCCUAGAUCGUCAUCUUCGAGGAGAUUAUCGCCACGGACAAGAGCCAGGACUAUGACCAUGUCGAUGGUUGACGACAUCCCUGUCAGCAGUGACUCACCCCGGAGACCGACAUUUGUGAUUCAUGAGGAUCAUGGUUCGUCAGGAUCGAGGUCAGGAAGCCACGCUGGACAUAGUAUCAUGUCUGCCCAGUCUUCACCAAAUGAGAAAAGCUCUAGCAAGAAGGUGCCUCCACCACCGGUCCCAAUGCCAGAGGCGUUGACGCAGGAGCAGAUGGAUUGGGUUGAUGAACACGACAAAAGGUUGUUGAGACGCAAGGAGCGAUUGCAGAGAGCAUGGCCCUGGUACAACUACACCAUCCCCGCAGGAAUCGAACCCGUCGACUUUUUCGUACCUCCCGCCGAACAACUCACUUCAACAACAAUCCUCCUGAGUUCGUCACCCUCAACCCUUAUAGUAUCCCCCGCAAGAUUCCUUCUGAUUGUGGGCUCGUUCAACCUCAACUCGAUGAUCCAAGAGGUCCUGUGCGGGUUCAUGUGGGGGAUGAACUAUCAUGUCCGUCCGGGUUGGGUUGUAGGUACAGGAAUGGCGUUUGGAUGUUUGGCUGCGAUUGUGCCGAGUGUGUUGAUCAUGUUGCAUGAACAGACCAUGAGUCGGGUACGGGUUGUCGCAACUGCCGAGGAGGCUAUUCAGGAUGCGCUUGAUGAGAAGAAGUUCGUUUCGUCUUCUACUGUGUAA